Molecule: messenger RNA, 2376 nt
Organism: Toxotes jaculatrix (banded archerfish)
Lineage: Eukaryota; Metazoa; Chordata; Actinopteri; Toxotidae
Gene: slc25a46
Product: solute carrier family 25 member 46
Exons: 8
Coding region: 196-1458 (420 amino acids)
Biological process (GO): mitochondrial fission; axon development; mitochondrial membrane fission
Cellular component (GO): mitochondrial outer membrane
Source: RefSeq, a predicted model, not a curated record
AACAACAGCUUCCGGGUGGCAGGUGACUGUUGUUUGUUUCGGGUCAAAUCAACGGGGGACGAGUCUUCCUCCAAUAAACCGUUUCUCCCGUUACUCUACCGGGACGUGACUGUGUUCGGUUGAUGUCCUUCCUGUAUCCGCAAACCGGCUCUCGGUCACGGUCCUCCCGCUGUUUGUUCCCGCACCGACCCUCUGAUGGCCUCCAGGCGGCCGGACAGUUUCGACGGGCUCGGCUACCGCGGCCGUGACGACCCGCUGUACGGAGCCAGCUACCCGGUCAGGAGCGCCGGAGCCCCCGCGGAGCUGCAGCACCACCACUGGGUCACCACGCCGCCGGACAUCCCCGGCAGCCGCAAUCUGCACCCCGCAGAGCGGACACCGCAGUACGACGAGCCGUUGGGAGAGCACGGAGCUCCCGCAGCCACAGCAGGCUGGGACGCUCCGCAGCCCGGUGUACCGCCUGCCGAACAGUUAAAUCGAUUCGCGGGCUUUGGAAUCGGUUUGGUCAGUCUGUUCACGGAGAACGUCCUGGCCCACCCCUGCAUCGUGCUCCGCAGACAGUGUCAGGUGAACUACCACGCUUCCUGUUACCACCUGACUCCGUUCAGUGCUGUCACUGUCAUGUACAACAUCACCAAGGCUCAGGGUCUGAAGGCUCUGUGGAAGGGGAUGGGCAGCACCUUCAUCGUCCAUGGCAUCACACUGGGAGCUGAGGGCAUCAUCAGCGAGUUCACACCGUUACCACGGGAGCUUCCUCACAGGUGGAGCUGGAAACAACUGGCUGGACAUUUACUGCUUAAAGGGUUGACAGCUGUGGUGGCUCUUCCGUUUUACUGUGCCAGUCUCAUCGAAACCGUCCAGAGCGAGAUCGUCCGUGAUGACUCGUCCUCUGGUCUGCUGGACUGUGUCCGUGAAGGUCUGGCUCGGUUGCUGGGGGUGGGAGCUCCUCACAGCUGUCGCCUGCUUCCUCUCAGCUCUCUGCUGCUUCCUGCCGCGCUGCACGCCGUCCUGCGGUACGCCAUCGCCGCCUCCGUGCAGCGGGCGGCGCUGUGGCUGCACCAGCGGAGCAGGAAGCAGCGAGCUGACCCGUCCAACCCGCUGGAUGCCUACUUUCCUGAGCUGGCGGCGGCGUGGGCGGGGUCUCUGGUGGCGGACGUGGCGGUGUUUCCUCUGGAGACGGCGCUGCACCGCCUCAGCCUGCAGGGCACGCGCACCAUCAUCGACGCCACCGACGGCGUGGUCGCAGCAGGAAACGGCGGCAGCCCGCUGGUCCUGCCCGUCAACACGCAGUACGACAGCUUCUCCGACUGCCUCCACUCCAUCCGCCGCAAGGAGGGGGGGGGCGGCUUCUACCGGGGGUUCGGCGCGCUGGUGGCGCAGUACGCGCUGCACGCGUCGCUGCUGGCUGCGGCCAGGACUCUGCUGAGGCUGCUGCUGCUGGAAGGGAAGCGCAGCUAGAGGCGUUACCAUGGAGACACAGCAUCACUUCCCACAGAGUCAGCUGGUUCGCUCAUCUCUGCAGCCGUGACAGAAAGAAUCUGACCAGACGAGUCCAACGUGAAGAACCAGAGUGAGAACGUGUCACAGCAGCUGAAAUGAUAAAGUUAGAAAACCGUGAAAAACUUUUUCUUUUCUCAUUAGUCCAGAAGUCAAACAGACGUCAGGGAGGUCAUGUGACCUUUAAAGGAGCAGGUACCACCUGUAAACGCUGCACAGGGACGACUGGACCCGACUGACAGGAAGCUUCAUGAACUGAAACUUCCUGUCAGACUUUUGACUGGAGCGUCCAGCCAGCUGCCAUCUGAUGUACCAACCACAUGUGUCUCCAUAGCAACCACACAGAAAGCCCUAACAACCACCUGUCGUUUUAGUGACAUCAGAACGUGAUGUUGUGAUGUCAGAAUGUUUUGGUGACAUCAGAAACCAGCUGACCCUUCAGCACCUUUUAGCGUUCUUCAGUGGUCCUUUCACAGAAUUCAUGCCCCCCCACCCUGUUCCUGCAUGAAAGCAUGAAGUCAUGAACCUGUUUGAACACAGCUGCUGAGUCACCUGCAGUCCAGGUGUGAGGAUAAAGUUGAUCUGUACAGUUGAUCUGUAUAAAGUUGUAAAAAUGGAUUUAAUGUGUUGAAAAUGUAGAUUUAGAUUAAAUUAUUUGUGAUUAAUAUUUAACUGAAAGUUCAAAUCAAUCGAGUGAGGAAAAAUAAAUCAGUUCAAACCUGAAGCUGUGUCCGUUUUUCAAAAUAAAAGUCCAGAGAAAAAAGCCACAGAACAAAUUCAAAUCAAAUUUAUCAAAUUUCUUCAGUUGUCGUUGUUUCUGUCACGAUGAACAAUAAAGUUUUUUGUUCUUUUGCUGUGAAAUAAAGAGUUUUUCGUUUC